Heterocephalus glaber (naked mole-rat) is the source of this 4086-nucleotide messenger RNA. Lineage: Eukaryota; Metazoa; Chordata; Mammalia; Rodentia; Bathyergidae. The record is from RefSeq and is a predicted model, not a curated record.
GCUGUGGAGGAGGAGGUCAGCAAACUUCUUCGGAUAAGGGGAGACUGGUCGUCAGGGAGAUAAUGGAGAUUAAAGUGUGCUAGAACCCGCCUGGCGCCUUUUCAGCACCAUCUGGAAGUUGAUCCUGCUGGGGUGAAUAAUCUACAGGUUCCCUCCAGGCUUGAGAGACUAUGAAUUCUUGAUUUUUUUGGGGGGUGAAGAGACUGUGCUAUCCAGCAAUUCUGAGUGCUGUGAUUGUCCACAGACACCUGCCUUGGGACAAGUGUGACGCCCGAAGAUGGAGAGAAUGUCCCUUGCAUUCCAGGGUGACACUGGUGACUGUGCUCUCCAGGGGUGAGGCCAGCUCCCACUCCACCCUUAGCCUGUGUGGGAAGACUGUCAAGUGUGGCCAAUUGGCAGAGUCAUAAGGUGACACUGACCCACAGCAAGGUGCCCGGCUGUGCCCGGCUGUGCCCGGUCUUGCUCCAUUGCUUGGUUGACCUCAGAGGCUCCUGUUUUUCUCAUCCCUUCUGAUCAGAGAAGAACUGCAGCUGAGAGUUGAUCCCUUUCUCUUCAGCGAAUGGUUGCAUUUCCCUUCUCGCUGAAAAUAAAAAGAGCAGAUUUCUCCAUCAGACCCCGGACCUGUAGACUGACAUUAGCAAUGUUGUGAUGUCAGCAAAGGGACAAAACAAGAAAAAGAGAUCCAAGGGAAAAUGCAGUGGAAGGCAUUUGGGUUUGUCAUAGGGCUCAUGGCUGUGUGGAUAACAUUUUUAUUCCUGUAUAUCAACAAUUUAGUGCCAUAGAAAUACCCACAAGUGGGGAAAAUCUCAAACACUUCAGUCCUGACAGAAAUCUGUGACACGAUUGUGACAGGAAAAAGAGUCCUCCUGGGUGAACAUAUGCCAGUGAGACUUUUGAGAAAUAUGUCUUGCCAACAAUACUUGAUCCAAAACCACUACGUAAUGAAACCUCUGUCCAAACAGGAAGCCGAGUUCCCUUUGGCAUAUGUCAUGGUGGUUCACAAAGACUUUGACACAUUUGAGAGGCUCCUCUGGGCUGUUUACACUCCUCAGAAUGUCUACUGUGUGCACGUGGACAAGAAGGUGACAGCUAUGUUCAAACUCGAGGUGGAGCAAUUGCUGAGCUGCUUCCCCAAUGCCUUUCUGGCUUCCAAGAUGGAACCCAUGGUCUAUGCAGGAUUUUCCAGGCUCCAGGCCAACCUGAACUGCAUGAAAGACCUGGUGGCCUCCGAGGUCCCCUGGAAGUACAUCAUCAACACCUGUGGGCAAGAUUUCCCUCUGAAGACCAACAGGGAGAUCGUUCAGUACCUGAAAGGGUUCAAAGGGAAGAAUCUGACCCCCAGGGUGCUGCCCCCUCCUCAUGUUCUCCGAAGGACCAAGUAUGUGCACGUGGAGCAGAGAUACUCUUGGUUCUCCUUCGUGCUAUGGACCUGGCUGAGGAAACCACCUCCGCCCCACAACCGGGCCAUUUACUUCGGCUCUGCCUACGUGGCCCUCACCAAGGAGUUUGUCCAUUUUGUUCUGGAAGAUCCGAGGGCCAUUGAUUUACUCAAGUGGUCGAGGGACACCUACUCUCCCGAUGAACAUUUCUGGGUGACACUAAAUAGGAUUCCAGGUGUCCCUGGUUCUAUGCCCAAUGCGUCCUGGACCGGAAACCUUCGAGCUGUAAAGUGGAUUGACAUGGAAGAUAAACAUGGAGGCUGCCAUGGCCACUAUGUACAUGGUAUCUGUAUCUAUGGAAAUGGAGACUUGAAGUGGCUGAUGGAUUCGCCCAGCCUGUUUGCUAACAAGUUUGAGCUGAAUACUUACCCCCUCACCGUGGAGUGCCUGGAGCUGAGGCUCCGGGAGAGAGCCCUGAAUCAGAGCGAAACUGCCAUCCAGCCCAGCUGGUACUUCUGAUCUGGGGAGACCCCAGUUGGCAGGAGGAGCCUAGCUUGGCUGGAGACUUUCGCCCUGGCGAUGCUCAGGGUUUCAAGACCACAGCAAUGGUGUGCUGGCUCCAGGACCUGGUGACAUAAUUAGACCCAAAACAGCCACUGGACACUGUGAAGGAUGCUAAGCUAACAAGAUAGCUGCGUAGCGCGAUCCUGGUGCUUUGGCCAGUUUCUGAUGCCCAUCUCUGUGUUAGGCUGUUGUGCUGAUCGGUGAUAAAUGAAAUGUCGUCAGAUCAUUGCACAAGAUGCUCCCCACAGAAAGACGCCCGAGAGAAGAGAGAAUGGUUGAUGACGCUGUGUGGGAAAAUAAGAAUUGAGUUCCUCUGCACAAGGGGUCUUUGAGGACACAGCAGAGGCCGAUUUCCCUCCCACAGGGCAGAUGUCGUUCCCAAGUUCAGCACUCACGCAGCACGUGCUGUGUCGGAAGCUGUGUGUGCAAGGAAACCACUGACAAGAGACAGGAGCCACUGCCUGCUGCUGCAAGGAAAGGCCCCCAGCGAUGCAAAACAGUUCUCUGCCGAAUGCCACAGAGCUCUGAUUCUCUACCACGCUUCCCAUCAAAAAAGCUGAGAAAUCCUCACAAGGAUGAAGGUAUCCUGUCAGUCGGCUCCACACACAGCCAGCCUGGAGUCAGGGACACCUCGGAGCGAACAACUUCUCCGACUCCUCCCCCAGUGUUAUUCUCCUGGCAAAACAGAGACCAGAUCCCACCUACAAGGGUUUACAGCAGCUCGGGGUUGCUGGCGCAGCUUCAUGGCGCCCGGUGCUGAGAAUACCACCCCUCCGAAGAGCUGCCCAUUAUGGGCGGGCACUAUAAGGUCACUGGUCCCCCAUUCAUUCAUUCUGCCCGCAUCCAGUACAUCUGUGAGGGCCUCGGAUCCUCUAGAUACGUGCCGAGACAAGAAGGAACAUGAGACGGAAGCUUUCACUCCCAAACUCGUGGAAAUAAAGCUGGGUGCGGCAACACAUGCCUGUAAUCCUCACUAGUUGGGAGGCCGAAACGGGAGGAUGCCCUGACUGAGUCUGCUCUCCAGGACCACACACACACACAGCACAACUCUUGGGAAUCAUGUUAACACUCGAUAACCUGCUGUGGAGAGUCUUACAAAAUGGUUGUGUUGAGCACAUUCCUAGUGUGAUCAUAUAUUGUGAUACCAGACAAAGGAGAUGGGUUAUUACCCGUUGAGCGCUACGUCAGAUUGUCCAGAAGGGAGCAGCAGAGAUGGGACAGAAGCUCCCUCCCACCUGCUGCAUUCUAGCUGUUCCGCUGGCUUCCUCUUCCUCCUCUCAUUCAAACCUGGCAUCAGUCUCCCAGGGUUCUCGUGAUCCACCCAUUUCGCAGAUGAAGCCACUGAGGCUGAGAGAGGUUAACGUGCAUCAGGGAACUGACUCUGCCUGAGAAUUGGGAUUCUCUUACUGAUCUUCUCAGUUCAUUUCCUGAGGUGGAGUAUGAGAGAAGGUGAAAUAAAGCCAUAUUUAAUAUACCAGAGGAGGUAGAUUUUAAGAAUGGGCUCAGUGUUAAUGUUGAGAAAAAGUCCUGUCACCUCAGAAAAAUGUGAAGUCUACUGUAGUGCUCCUCUAGUCCUGAGUCCCUAUUUAUUUAUUAUAAAGAAAAGCACAUAGCAAAACUGAUGAUGCAUUUAAUUAACACAAUGUUAUUUUUUCUAUAAUUGUACCUGUUGAAUGUUAAUCAUAUGUAAAGGGAAUGACUUUUUUUUUUUUGGUACCGGGGAUCGAACUCUGGUCCUUGCGCUUGCACAGCAGGCAGCGAAACCACUGAGCUAAAUCCCCGGCCCAAGGGAAUGGCUUUGAUGUAAGACAUUUUUCCUGCUACUGAAAAAAGUGAAAUUGCACGGAGCAGGAAAGGGAUGAAGGGUAAGAGAAUGUGCUGUAGGCCAGGGGUGAAGUCUGAGCAGUUGUUUCUUUUCACUAAUCUUUUGAAUGGUGGCCCCUGGGAAGAAAAAUGUUUUACACUGGAUCUUUCUCAUGUAGCAUGAGAAAUUUUUCUGGAGCAGAAGAUGUUUACAUGUCUGUGCGUCAUCUCUGGAAGAGUGGCGUCUUUGGGAUGCCCUGAAACUACUAUAUCGAUCUUUGUUUUGGUGAUGUUCUGUUCCCCUGCCCCUUGGAAAUAAAUUAAUACAUUGUUUUUCCAC